CUUUUCUGUGAGCUUCACUUUUGAGCAGCGAUGGCUGCGGUUGUGCCAGUUGUGCUAAGUAACUGCUAGUAAUGGUAUUGUGGCGCUUAUUCGGUGUUGUUGUCGUUUAAAUGUUGCUAAAAUGGUAGACGUAAGUGAGAAGUUGGCGUCUGGAGUUACGAUCCCAUUUCACGCGUUGUAAUGUCAUUGCAUCUGCUCAGCCGUUGUAAGAACCACAGAGCAAAAUAUCCCGAAAAUGAGUGUAAGGUGCUAUCUACUGUACCACAAAACAAAUUCUUAUUUGAAGCAAAGCAUGCCUGCUUUCCUCUGUAUACCGCAAUUCGCGAAAUAAUCCUUUGAUCCUGCCAGCACGUUGCUUACAAUAGAAAAUAUGAUGGACUGCUCGUAUUUCCAGCCGGUAGGAGAUAUCCCAGAUUUGGAGUUUGUUUAUGAUGAUGCUGACACUCACGAAAAUGAAAUAUCAGAACUUUACACGUACACAGAAGAAUCCGAGUUUUUUCAAAACAGGAAAGCGUUUGAAGACAUCCUGACAGAAUACGGCUUUGGCCCAAGAUGGUUAGCACUGAGCGAGACUGUCAAACAAGAUGCAGCACUGCGUCUCAUGGACAGCGUCGAAGUGAGCCCCAGGGUUGCUCGAAUGAAAGCAGUCCGCGCAGUCCUGUAUCUCGUCCAGGGAACGUUUGGAGAAUGCACAACCAUCGAAGAGCAACCGCGAUAUGCGAGGCAAAACGUAUUUCUUUUGUACCGUCACGGCUUCUUCCUCACUUUUCUUCAACUGCUCAACAUGGAGAUCGAGAACAGCAGCGCUGCGACGUCCGCCUUAAGGAAACCAGCCGUGUCGUUAGGAGACAGCACGGACCUCCGUGUGAUUCUCAGCGUCCUGUACACCUUCGUAGAAGUCAUGCGAGUGCCCUCCGAAAUAGACACAGACGACAUGAAACGGGACCGCGAGGCCUUCUGUGGCGAACUAGUUCAACCCAUCCUCGGUGAUGAGCUUCUAGCGAUCACACUUUUCCAAAUGAUCAUCAAGUUCUGUAGUGGGUCUGCGCCUCAUUUUCCGAUCAAGAAGGUUCUCCUGCUCCUUUGGAAGACUAUACUGGUUUCUUUGGGUGGAACUCCAGAGCUGAGGAGACUGAAAGCGAAAUAUCGUGAAGCUCGCAACCUUCCUCCUGUACCAGACGACACAAUCGAGGUAGCACGAACAAUGCGGGCAGCAUCUCCUCCCGCAUCUGCCGCGGACCUCAUUGAAGCCCAGCAACAGCGGAAGACCAACCGCCCCUUCAAACGCCAAAGCCUGGUGAAGCAGAGCAGCAUGGACGACUCCCUCGCAAUCCAAGACCUGGAGGCAGACGCAAGUGCAGAUGAAGAGCUCAGGGAUAUGGAAGAGAGACAGCCGAUGGCAAUAGAAGCAACGCCAUCCGUGCCCGUCCAAGAAUCCGCUCCCCGGCCCUGCACUCCGGCCCCAGGUGAGGAAUGCAGGGAGUCGCAGCCGCUGUCGUCUGCCACAAUGGCAGAAGACGCCUCUAGCCUGCUCCCAGGUGGCAAGGGACUGCCGUGGACCCCGAAAGUUCGACCAAGGGACAUCGAAGCCUUCCUCGAUAACACCCGACUGAAGUUUGUCGGCUUCCAGCUACCAAACGAUCAGUCGUCGCUAGCUGGGCUGCCCGAGCCCAUUCACGAAGCGCUGAAAGUGCUGAAACAACACAUGUACAUCUCUCUGGCUGAAAUACAAAUGAAAGAAGAUGAGGAUAUUGCAAAGCACCCCCUCUCCAUGAGAGAAAAGGAAAUCCCACUGACACCAACGGAGAUUCUAUAUCAAGCUAUGCUUCCCAGCUUGCCACAGUACAUGAUUGCCUUAUUAAAAAUACUUUUGGCAGCUGCACCUACAUCAAAGGCUAAGACGGAAUCAGUGAACAUUAUGGCUGACGUACUGCCAGAGGAAAUGCCAAUGACAGUACUGCAGUCAAUGAAGCUGGGCAUCGAUGUGAAUCGUCACAAAGAAAUCAUAGUGAAGGCUAUCUCCGGCAUCUUGCUCCUUCUGUUGAAGCACUUCAAGAUCAACCACAUCUACCAGUUCGAGUACAUGAAUCAGCAGCUCAUGUUUGCCAACUGUAUUCCGCUUGUUCUCAAGUUCUUCAACCAGAAUAUCCUCUCAUAUAUUGGCACAAAGAACACCAUAUCGGUGAUCGACUUUGCUGCCUGCGUGAUUGGAGAGCAACCAGAACUUACUGCAGAGACACUGGAGAUUGGUGACCAACAACCCUACUGCUGGAGAAACAUGUUCUCUUCCAUCAACUUACUCAGGGUACUGAACAAGCUCACCAAGUGGAAACAUUCUCGCAUCAUGAUGCUGGUAGUUUUCAAGUCUGCGCCUAUCCUGAAGAGGGCGCUCAAGGUAAAGCAUGCCAUGAUGCAGUUGUACGUCCUCAAGCUGCUCAAGAUGCAGACAAAGUAUCUGGGCAGACAGUGGAGGAAGUCCAACAUGAAGACCAUGUCCGCCAUCUAUCAGAAGGUCAGGCACAGGCUCAACGAUGACUGGGCUUAUGGAAAUGACCUCGAUGCGCGCCCGUGGGACUUUCAGGCCGAAGAAUUUGCCCUCCAAGCGAGCAUCAAUGGAUUCCACAGCCGCCGUUACGACAAACCAGCUCCCGGCAGUUCGGCUCAAGAGGUGAUCGCAGACUUCCAGCCCGUCGACAACAACUUCCUCUCCGUGCUCGGACGCGACCUGGAGCUCACCCAGGAAUUCAAAGAGCACUACGACACGUGGCUCCGCGGGGAGGUCUUCCGCACCAACAUCGACUGGGAUCGUCUGCUCAAUCCAAACUACCUCUAAGUACCUUGCCUGCAACUCCGACUAUGCUUUGCUUCAGUGGCCAUGAUCAGUAGUUCCUAUGAGAAUGCACCAUCGUGUCUAAAAUGCCCCAAGUUUUAAAUCCUCCUUCGCCUUGCUCCAUGUGCAAACUCACUGAAACUAUGCAAGCAGGCGUUUCUUCCGCAAAGUUGUUUUCUUAGGUUGUUUUUGUUUUUCUUUUAUACUGCAUGGAAGUCCGGUGUGCACAUUGGAUGCAACAUGUAAGUGCAGCAAAAGAUCCUCGGGCUUUGGAUAUGGUCCCCUCUAUCGACGAGGGCGCUCGCCAGGGCUCUUAAACACUAGAAACAGCUUAUAAUGCAUUUUCAAGAAGGUAACAUUUCCUUGACACUAAGGAAAACGAAAGAGACAACCUGCCUUAUUUGCGAGGGAAUGUUACCUCCUUUGGAUCAAAACCAGUUUGUUUGCAUUCUACCUUCUGAUUAAACAGCAUUUUACCACUUUUAAUUUAGGGAAAAGUGACUGGCCCGGGUUCAAAUUAUUUUGACGUGGCUCGCGGUUAAUUGCUGGUGUUUGCAGGAAAAUAUUGCGAAGUGCAGUAAACUAGUAAACUUUUUAAACACAAACAAAUGCGUCCACGAAAGCGUUUCCACAUGGAAAGCAUCCCAAAUUUAAGUGAAGUCUUCUCCCAACGUCUUUGCAAAGCAUGGUCAAAAGCUAUACCUGCGCUAAAACACCAUUUUCCACCGGCUCGUAUAGUUUCUAGGCAGCUCUGCGCUUGGACCUGCAGUGCGUAAAUGCCUCGACACGCGCCGCUGCUUUUUGCCAGUAGCGUAGAUGACGAAUAGGAGGCGUGAGCUUCGCAGCUUCCCCUCAAGUUGCGUUCUGGCAGCCACCAGAAUAAGUAGUAGACUUUCUCAACAUACGCGACACUUUCCCCCCAAGCACGCGGCCGCCAUGGGUUUUCGAGUACAACUUCCACAAGCUCUUACAGGAGCAGCCUGACUGGGAAAACUAAUCGAGGGUGCCCUUCUAAAAGCGUACAGCUUUGGUGCUGUACUGUGUCAUACAUGUGACACAUGUUAGGCGAUAGCCUGAGGGCUUUAGUCUUUUUUUUUUUUCCUCAAAAGUGGGACAUGUAGCAAGAGAUGCCUACUAAUGUACAGAAGUAGAAUUUAGCCAUAUUUCAUGACACUAGCGUAUUCUCUUAGCUGGCUUCGAAGCUGUACCCUGCAGUGAGUGCAGUCUGUUCGCCUUUACAUUUUAUCCUCAGAAUUGCAUGUCCUGCUAGUUUUGUACAGCACCCACUUUAUGUGUGUCGAGUGACGUGCAUAUUUUUAUGUUUUAAAUUGUUCCAGAAGUGUACAUCUGAUGUUUUAGGCAUUGUGCAAAUCUUAGGAGAUGAAGGGUGUCCUUAUUAAUGCUAAUAUUUUAAGCCUUCUGGUGCAUAGAGAAAGUAGAGGUGGCGUAGCUAUACCCCGUCAUUAUUUAUUAAACUCGAAUGUAUCUCCGCGAGACUGCAUGUAAAUAUAGCAUUGGUGUAAAUACCAGCUUAUUUUAUCCACUUGGAAUGCUGGCAAAUGCUUUAGAGAAUAAAUAAAUGUAUGCAAGUGUGAA
This is a messenger RNA of Ornithodoros turicata, 4426 nucleotides long. RefSeq names its product striatin-interacting protein 1 homolog (gene Strip). The record is from RefSeq and is a predicted model, not a curated record. Bases 371 to 2833 code for a protein of 820 amino acids. Gene Ontology annotation, biological process: cytoskeleton organization. The transcript is spliced from 16 exons. Lineage: Eukaryota; Metazoa; Arthropoda; Arachnida; Ixodida; Argasidae. Gene Ontology annotation, cellular component: cytosol.